UUCCCCUAUUAUAAAGAAACAACUUCGGGAGUUUAGAUGGAUGUUAGGCAUUCAUUAUUAAAUGAUUAUUUGUAAUUCAUAUUAGGUAAUGUAGGAAAGUAUUACGCAUCAUUCAAUGGAUAAAUAACAACAAUUGGUUAAAAUUUGGGACCAGGAUCAUAUAUUGUCACAAAAUAGGGUUUAUUAUAGAAAAUGAAAAAUAAGGAUACGAUUCAGAUAAUAUAUUAAUAAAAAAGAAGUUUGAUGUUUUGAUUGGCAAACACAACGUUCCUAAAAUAGAAGAACAACAACAAAUUAUUCAUGUAAGUGAGGAGGCUAUAAAAUACAGCAUUUAAUUGUUGGAUUUUCAAAUAUAAAAUAAUUUUAUGAUAAGAGUGAAUUAGUAAAUAAAAUUUUAGCAGCAUUCCUUUUAAAAAGUAAUUUUUAAUUCAGUAAAUAUGAUCCCUCUAAAUCCAAACGCUGUUGAUGAAAGCAUUGAACUUAUGUUUAUGCUGCCUAAAAAAUAAAUAGUUUUAUUGAAUGAUACUGUUUAAAGAACUAUAAAAACCAUUUCCUUACCUUAGAUGUUACUUAUUAGGUACUUACUGGAGAUGCAAAUUUUGUUUUAGGAGUAAGUGAAUUUAGCAAUAAGCAUUUCAUGGUUGGUAUUUCGGUCCUAGAAUUUUCCUAGGUUCUGGUAGCGUCAUUAGCGAUUUUCAAUAAGUUGUUGAA
Molecule: messenger RNA, 711 nt
Organism: Paramecium sonneborni
Lineage: Eukaryota; Ciliophora; Oligohymenophorea; Peniculida; Parameciidae
Source: the annotation of a GenBank genome assembly